Messenger RNA from Postia placenta MAD-698-R-SB12, 1291 nucleotides. RefSeq lists its product as hypothetical. Gene Ontology annotation, molecular function: aldose reductase (NADPH) activity. Lineage: Eukaryota; Fungi; Basidiomycota; Agaricomycetes; Polyporales; Adustoporiaceae. Bases 67 to 1239 code for a protein of 390 amino acids. The record is from RefSeq and is a predicted model, not a curated record. The transcript is spliced from 10 exons. Gene Ontology annotation, cellular component: cytosol.
CUGAAAUACUGAAACCUGACUUAUUCUUGCACUCUUUAUACGACGACAGUCUCUACUUCUUCUCAUAUGGCGUCCGAGAAAACGCGAAUUCCCGUCAUAUAUGCGCCCCUCCCCGCUGAGGACGUAGACGAGCUGCAAUUGGCGCACGCGACUAAACCGACAUCCAAAACCUGUGUUCAACGAUUAAUUAGCCAGCAUUCGCUUCGUCCAAUUACUGUCCUUGCCAUUGCUCUUUCUGCAGUCACUUGCUUGAUCCUCGUACGCUGCGCCAUUCUAGGUCCAGACCAGCCUUGCUUGUGUUUCAGCUCGAACGGUGCCCCAGUCGCACAAGCAGAACUGCCCACGCAUUAUGUCCUACCUUCGGGCGACAAGAUUCCCUCAGUCGCACUCGGCGUCUGGCAGGCCGGCAAAGGCGAGGUCGGAGCUGCAGUGAAAGCCGCGCUUGACGCAGGCUAUAGGCAUAUUGACGGAGCGUGGAGGUAUGCGAACGAGGCUGAGGUCGGUCAGGCCAUCAACGAUAGCGAUAUUUCGCGCGAGGACAUCUGGCUGACGUCCAAGCUUUGGAACGCCUUCCAUGCCCCAGAGGACAUCGAGCAGGUCCUCGAUGAGACGCUCGGCAAUCUCCAGACGAGCUACCUCGAUCUCUACCUGAUCCACUGGCCCGUCGCAUUCAAGAAGGACACAACAGAGGUCGACGAGGACCUGACUGCGGACCCGUACCCGACAUGGCAGAAGCUCGAAGAGAUGGUUGAGAAGGGCAAGGUCCGCAACAUUGGCAUUAGCAACUUUAACAUUCAGAGGGUCCAGAACCUAACCGCGAACCCGCUCAAGGUGACGCCCGCUGUGAACCAGGUGGAACUCAACUACUGGAACCCGCAGCCAGAGCUCCUCGAGUGGUCUAAGGCGCACGGUAUGCCGCUCGAGGCGUACUCGCCGCUCGGGAGCUCGCGCCAGGUGAAAGAAACGCUACAGGUUCCGGAGGUGCAGGCGAUCGCGAAGAAGCUCGGGAUCACACCCGCGCAGGCGCUCAUUUCGUGGCACGUUCAGCGAGGAACCAUCGUCCUUCCGAAAAGCGUCACGCCCUCACGUAUCGAGGAGAACUUCCACGUGCAUGUACUCCCAGAGGAUCUCUUCAACAAGCUCGAGGAGGCAGCCACGUCCCACCCUCCUCAGCGCGUGGUUAACCCGUCGAAGGAUUGGGGUCUCGAUUUCGACAUAUUCGAUGACUACCCGUAUUAAGGCCUCCUUCGCGGAUGUACUUGUCGAUACAAUUAAAGGCUGUUGCGCAUUG